This is a messenger RNA of Marmota flaviventris (yellow-bellied marmot), 2593 nucleotides long. It is a transcript of the gene Vgf, whose product is annotated as VGF nerve growth factor inducible. The record is from RefSeq and is a predicted model, not a curated record. NCBI's taxonomy places the organism in Eukaryota, Metazoa, Chordata, Mammalia, Rodentia, Sciuridae. Gene Ontology annotation, molecular function: neuropeptide hormone activity. Gene Ontology annotation, biological process: carbohydrate homeostasis; regulation of synaptic plasticity.
GGCGCGGGCGCUGUCCAGCGUGCUGAAGCCCUAGAGAGCGAGCAGUCCGGAGCUGUGCCGAUCCUGCUGAGCCCAGCCUACUGGACGUCAGACCUCGACCGUCGCUCAAAGCCCAGCCACCACUCGAAGCCAAGGCGGACGGGUCCCGAUCUUCCCUUGUCCCUACCCUGCCCCGACCCUCCUCUCCACCUCCCUCAUCGUGACACCGGCUGUCUCCGGCAGCCCCUUGGUCAUGAAAUCCCUCAGGUUGCCGGCUUCCGCCCUCUUCUGCUUCCUUCUACUGAUCAAGGGGUUAGGAGCAGCGCCCCCGGGGCGCCCCGAGGCGCAGCCUCCUCCCCUCAGCUCUGACCAUAAAGAGCCAGUAGCUGGGGUCGCAACGCCCGGGCAAAAGGAUGAUAGCGCCCCAGAUGUCCGAGCCGCUCGAAAUUCUGAGCCGCAGGACGAGGGAGAGCUUUUCCAGGGCGUGGAUCCCCGGGCGCUGGCCGCGGUGCUGCUGCAGGCACUCGACCGCCCGGCGUCGUCCCCGGCGUCGGGUGGCUCCCAGCAGCGGCCAGCUGAAGACACAGCAGAAGCUCUGCUCACCGAGACCGUGCGCAGCCAGACCCACAGCCUACCGGCCCCAGAGACCCAGGCACCCGCGGUCCCGCCUCGCCCUCAGACGCAGGAGAACGGUCUGGAAGCGGGAGACCCCUCUGAGGAGCUCGAGGCGCUAGCGUCACUGCUCCAAGAACUUCGAGAUUUCAGUCCGAGCAGUGCCAAGCGCCAGCAAGAGACGGCGGCAGCAGAGACCGAAACCCGCACGCACACGCUGACCCGAGUCAAUCUGGAGAGCCCUGGGCCAGAGCGCGUAUGGCGCGCUUCCUGGGGAGAGUUCCAGGCGCGCGUCCCAGAGCGCGCGCCUCUGCCGCCCCCAGCUCCUUCGCAAUUCCAGGCGCGUAUGCCUGAGAACGGGCCCCUUCCCGAAGCCCACCAGUUCGGGGAAGGAGUGUCCUCCCCCAAAACACACCUGGGAGAGGCUUUGGCACCCUUAUCCAAGGCGUACCAAGGCCUGGGCGCCCCCUUCCCCAAGGCGCGCCGGCCGGAGAGCUCACUCUUGGGCGGCUCCGAGGCGGGGGAGCGCCUACUACAGCAAGGGCUGGCGCAGGUAGAGGCCGGGCGGCGGCAGGCAGAAGCCACAAGGCAGGCCGCGGCGCAGGAAGAGCGGCUGGCCGACCUCGCCUCGGACCUGCUGCUCCAGUAUUUGCUGCAGGGCGGGGCCCGGCAGCGCGGCCUGGGGGGUCGGGGGCUGCAGGAGACGCAGGAGCAGCGAGAGAGCGAGAGGGAGGAGGCGGAGCAGGAGAGACGCGGUGGGGAGGAGAGGGUGGGGGAAGAGGAUGAGGAGGCGGCGGAGGCCGAGGCGGAGGCGGAGGAGGCAGAGAGGGCGCGGCAGAACGCGCUACUGUUUGCCGAGGAGGAGGACGGGGAAGCCGGAGCAGAGGACAAGCGCUCCCAGGAGGAGACGCCAGGCCACCGGCGGAAGGAGGCUGAGGGGGCAGAGGAGGGCGGGGAGGAGGAGGACGACGACGAGGAGAUGGACCCGCAGACGAUCGAUAGCCUCAUUGAGCUGUCCACUAAACUCCACCUGCCAGCCGACGAUGUGGUCAGCAUCAUCGAGGAGGUGGAGGAGAAGCGGAAGCGGAAGAAGAACGCCCCUCCAGAGCCAGUGCCGCCCCCCCGGGCCGCCCCCGCCCCAGCCCCCACCCACGUCCGCUCCCCGCAGCCCCCGCCUCCCGCCCCCGCCCCCGCUCGGGACGAGCUGCCGGACUGGAACGAAGUGCUCCCGCCCUGGGAUCGGGAGGAGGACGAGGUGUUUCCCCCUGGGCCCUACCACCCUUUUCCCAACUACAUUCGGCCGCGGACACUGCAGCCGCCUGCGGCCUCGCGCCGCCGCCACUAUCACCACGCCCUGCCGCCUUCGCGCCACUAUCCCGACCAGGAGGCCCAGGCGCAGCGCGCGCAGGAGGCGGCGGAGGCGGAGGAGCGCCGGCUGCAGGAGCAGGAGGAGCUGGAGAAUUACAUCGAGCACGUGCUGCUCCGGCGCCCGUGACCCGCCCCGGCCCCGCCCCCGCGCGUCCCCGCCGCGCGCGCCGCCACUCCCCCUCCGUGUCGCUCCUCCGCCCUCUCGGUGUUUGCAUGCGCCCCGGCCCCGCCCCUCGGUCGCCUCCUGGCCCCGCCCCCGCCCGCGGGCCGCUGUGUCUCCGGGCUGUUCCGGGACCUGCCAGACCUCUUCUCGGGACCGAAGCCCGAACUCCCAAAACUCUCGGGUUACCCGGGGCCCGCCCAGGUGGGCGGGUGGUUUGUGCGAGUUCCCUCCCCUCGGCGGGGCCCUGUCCCUAACGAGUCUCUCUAGGGACGUCCCCGUCCGAAACCGGAAAAAGCAGUUCCAAUUAAUUGUGUGAAAAUGUGUCUGUCUCUCGCCCUUUGGGAGUCCCUAGAGCCUGUCCGCUCUCUCCAAAUCGCUCUGAAUUUACCUCUCCUUUCCUCUCACUGUUGUAAAUACCCCCCACGGAGGAAAUAGUUUUGCUAAGAAAUAAAAGUGACUAUUUUAUUAGGA